Molecule: messenger RNA, 567 nt
Organism: Dunckerocampus dactyliophorus (ringed pipefish)
Lineage: Eukaryota; Metazoa; Chordata; Actinopteri; Syngnathiformes; Syngnathidae
Gene: birc5b
Product: baculoviral IAP repeat containing 5b
Exons: 6
Coding region: 1-567 (188 amino acids)
Source: RefSeq, a predicted model, not a curated record
AUGGCCAGCGUAGAAGUCUUCACAAGAAGGUUUGACGUCCACGGCAAGAUGUACAGUCAUGAUUUACGUGAGAAAACCUUUGCAGACUGGCCCUUUCGAGAGGACUGUAACUGCACACCUGAAAAGAUGGCCAAGGCUGGCUUCGUGCACUGUCCAAGCGUGAAUGAGCCUGAUGUGGUCUGCUGUUUCUUCUGUCUGAUCGAGCUGGAGGGCUGGGAGCCUGAUGAUGACCCUUGGUAUGAACACCUAAAACGCUCACCUACUUGUGGAUUCCUCACCAUGAAGAAAGACCUAAUCUGCUUGACUGUGCCUGAAUUUUACCUGCUUGAGAAGGAGAGGUUAAAGAUUUAUGUUAGAAAAGUUUGUCAUAAGAAGAUGGCUCAUCUUCGCGAUGAGAUAGAUAUGUUGCUCGGCCUUACAGACACCCUGGCCCACCUACCUUUUGUGCCCUCUUCCAAAAGGGACGUCCAUCUGUCCCCUCACUUGGCCUAUUGUGAAGUGCCAAAGCCUGGUAACUUCCACAAUGCAGAAGGCGGGCUGAGGGGGGCCAGGGUAAUGAGUCUGUGA